CUCCCCCCUCCCUUCCACCACACCCUCAAUCCCAACACCAGCAGCAGCAGCAGCAGCAGCACCCCCACCCCAAUGACCCUCAUAACCCAAGGCGCCGAAGCCCACCUCUACAAAACGACCUUCCUCUCGCCCGCCCACCCCGCGGCAUUAAAAAUCCGCCCCUCCAAACCCUACCGCCACCCGAUCCUCGACCGCCGCUUGACGCGUCAGCGCGUGUUACAAGAAGCGCGGUGCAUGGCGCGUCUCGUGCGCGAGGGGGUGAAUGUGCCGGGCGUGUUGGGGGUGGAUUGGGAUUUGGGGUCGAUUGAGUCAUGGAAGAAGGAGGGGGGUGGAGAGGGGGGAGAGGCAGGGGCAGGGGCAGGGGCAGGGGCAGGGGCGUGGAUUCUCAUGGAAUGGAUCCCGGGGUGUGUGGUGCGGGUGGUUAUUUCGCGGUGGGAGAAGUUUGUUGCGCGGGGGGGUGCGCAGUUGGAGACGAGUGCAGAAGCAGAAGGGGAGAGGGAGAAAGAGAAAAUCCGGGGAUUGCUUCGUCGGGUUGGGGCGGCUGUGGGGGCUUUGCAUAAGGCCGGGGUGGUGCAUGGGGAUUUGACGACGAGUAAUUUGAUUCUUCGGGGGGUGGACGAGGAGGAGGGGGAGGAGGGGUGGAAAGAUGGGGAGGAACCGAAUCUGGAGGGAGAGGUCGUGUUGAUUGAUUUUGGACUCGCCAGUCAGAGUAUCCAGGAUGAGGAUCGGGCGGUGGAUUUGUAUGUCUUGGAACGGGCGUUUGGGAGUACGCAUCCUCGUACGGAGCCGUUGUUUGGGGAGGUGUUGGAGGGAUAUCGGGCGAGUUAUCGGGGGGCGGGGUCGGUGUUGAAGAGAUUGGAGGAUGUGAGGAUGAGGGGGAGGAAGAAGAGUAUGUUGGGGUGA
This is a messenger RNA of Aspergillus ibericus CBS 121593, 903 nucleotides long. It is a transcript of the gene bud32, whose product is annotated as serine/threonine protein kinase BUD32. Gene Ontology annotation, biological process: protein phosphorylation. The transcript has a single exon. The record is from RefSeq and is a predicted model, not a curated record. NCBI's taxonomy places the organism in Eukaryota, Fungi, Ascomycota, Eurotiomycetes, Eurotiales, Aspergillaceae. Gene Ontology annotation, molecular function: protein serine/threonine kinase activity; ATP binding. Bases 73 to 903 code for a protein of 276 amino acids. Gene Ontology annotation, cellular component: nucleus; EKC/KEOPS complex; cytosol.